AUGUCCUCGGAACAGAUGAUGGAAACAGAGGACUUGUCUACCCAGAAAAGAAAGGCCACUUCCUCACCAUCGCCAGAGGAUGGCGUGGCUGCUAAGCGCACCAAACUGGAGGACGGGAACGUCCAGGACAGGAUCAGUGAAAUUGUUGAAGGGGAAGCGACGCCAAAAACCGGCAGGACAGAGGAACCCGUAAAGGACUCGAUGGAGGAGCCGGUCGCCACAGCGAGGGAGAUCCACGCCACGUCAACUACCAAGGACAAUGAUCAUCCAAUGGAGGACGAAGCUGUGGCACGCGCCCAAGAGACCACAGUUCAAAGCCCAGUCACUACUAGGAGAGAGUCUGACAGGCAAAAGGAGCAGGCCGCACCGCCGUCUCGAAAGGCACCACUUAGCCCCGAACAAACGCGGAAGAAUGUUAGCCUCGAGGAGAAGAAACGCGGCAGGCGCUUGUUUGGUGGUCUCCUCAACACUCUAAGUCAGACUACACCCAACAACUCGCAGCAAAAGAGGAGAAAGGAGAUUGAACGCCGCCAACAGGAACGAGUGCAGCAGCAGAGAGUCGAGGAUGAUAGGCGCAGAACCGACCUGCUCGCUGAGCGCAGACGCUUCCGGGAUGCCAAGCAGGUGGACUUCGAAGAGCGGAUGAUGCACCGGCGGCAUGAAAAGAUGCUUAUCUUGGCUCAUAGUCUGCGAACUGUCAGCGAGCCGGUAGUUUACUACAAACCCUGGGAGCUCACCAAAGAACAAGAGCGUAUCCUCGAUGAACAAGUCCGCGAAGCCGAGGAGACUAUUACCAGGGAGGUGCGCCAGUUCGAACUCAAACAUGGAAGGCCGCCAAAGAAUGAAGUCAAGGUCCCGCCAAAGUCUGAGAUCCCGCCACCGCCACCAUCACCGCCAUCAACCCAUGUUGACGUUGUCCGGAAUGAACAAGAUCAAGUUGGUGAGCAGCCUAACAAGACUUCAGAAGAUGCUAACCAUGGUGCUGUUCCGUCAUUGUCAUCCCAAGAUCCAGCAGCAGCAGCAGCAGCAGCAGCUACCCUGAGCACAGGUACAGGCGAUGACAAGGGCGUCAUUGCCACUAGCAUUGAUACUACCACUCAUGACCAGGACCAUGAUGGCGAUGAGAUGAUACAAGACGGGGAGGAUAUGGUCAUAUACUAG
Neurospora hispaniola is the source of this 1161-nucleotide messenger RNA. RefSeq names its product pinin/SDK/memA/ protein conserved region-domain-containing protein. The record is from RefSeq and is a predicted model, not a curated record. Bases 1 to 1161 code for a protein of 386 amino acids. Lineage: Eukaryota; Fungi; Ascomycota; Sordariomycetes; Sordariales; Sordariaceae. The transcript is spliced from 3 exons. Gene Ontology annotation, cellular component: catalytic step 2 spliceosome.